Exophiala dermatitidis NIH/UT8656 is the source of this 1218-nucleotide messenger RNA. RefSeq names its product UV excision repair protein Rad23. Gene Ontology annotation, cellular component: cytosol; nucleoplasm. NCBI's taxonomy places the organism in Eukaryota, Fungi, Ascomycota, Eurotiomycetes, Chaetothyriales, Herpotrichiellaceae. Gene Ontology annotation, molecular function: ubiquitin binding; proteasome binding; polyubiquitin modification-dependent protein binding. Gene Ontology annotation, biological process: proteasome-mediated ubiquitin-dependent protein catabolic process; nucleotide-excision repair. The transcript is spliced from 6 exons. The record is from RefSeq and is a predicted model, not a curated record. The coding region runs from base 1 to 1218 and encodes 405 amino acids.
AUGAAGCUCUCCUUCAGAGAUCUCAAGCAGCAGAAGUUCACCAUCGAGGCGGAGCCUACUGACACUAUCGCUCAAGUGAAAGAGAAGGUCGCUGCCGAGAAAGGAUGGGACGCUUCGCAACAGAAGUUGAUCUACUCUGGCAAGGUCCUCGCCGAUGCCAACACUGUUGAGUCCUACAAGAUCGAGGAGAAGGGGUUUAUUGUCUGCAUGAUCAGCAAGCCAAAAGCAGCAGCGUCAAAGCCCAAAGAGCCAUCAACGCCUGCGGCUACCUCAUCCUCGACCCCUGCCGCGCCUGCUGCACCACCAGCCAGUGCACCAGCUGCCCCCUCGGAACAGCCGUCGACCCCUACUCCCGCACAGUCUGCCACAGCAGCCCCGUCUACUGAUACCACUGGAGCGGGCGGUUUCAAUGACCCUUCUGCGUUUCUUAUGGGUAACCGCAACGAAUCGACUAUUCGAGAAAUGGAGUCCAUGGGAUUCGGCAGGCCGGAGAUUGAGCGUGCCCUACGAGCUGCAUACUUCAACCCAGACCGUGCCAUCGAGUAUCUUCUUAGUGGUAUCCCAGAAAACAUCCAGGCCCAACAGCGACAAGCAACUCCAGCUGCUGGUACUGGUGCGCAGGACACGCCCGCAUCUCCGCCCGCUGCAGCGGCAGCAGCUGCUGCUCCCACCCAAGCGCAAGAGACCAACACGAGCUCUGGAGACGAACCCAUCAAUCUUUUCGAAGCUGCGGCACAGGCUGGCCAACAGGGACGUGGAACUGGAGGAGGUCUUCCGGCAGGUCUUGGGGCUGCCCUCGGAGCGAGAGCUGGUGGCAUUCCUGCCGGGGCAGGAGGUCAAGGAGCGGUAAACCUGGAGUUCUUACGGAAUAGCCCUCACUUCCAACAGCUCCGUCAACUUGUUCAACAACAACCGGCAAUGUUGGAGCCUUUCCUGCAACAAGUGGCCGAAGGUAACCCUCAACUCGCCCAAAUGAUCAGUCUGAACCCGGAUCAGUUCCUUCAACUCUUGGCAGAGGAUCAGGAAGGUGACGGAGGCCCGCUCCCACCCGGCUCCACUGCCAUCAGUGUUACCCCAGAGGAACGCGAUGCAAUUGAGCGCCUUUGCGGUCUCGGCUUCUCACGGGAUCAGGUCAUUCAAGCCUACUUUGCCUGUGACAAGAAUGAAGAGUUGGCCGCCAACUUUCUGUUCGAGCAGCCCGAGGAUGACGAAGAGUAG